AUGGCACCAAUUCUGCAGACUUACUAUGGGUACCUCACCGCAUCUCACAUCGUAAUCGCAGUAGUAUCACUUGCUAUCGUCUUACCCCUAGCCCAGUUCAUUUACAACAUCUUCUUCCACCCUCUGGCUGACUUCCCAGGCCCUCUGCUAUGGCGUGGCUCCAACAUACCCAAGAUGAUAGCCCAGAUACGGGGCACCAUCCACUGGCGAAUGUUAGAGCUCCACCAGCAGUACGGGCCCGUCGUGCGGCUCGCCCCGGGGGAGCUGACCUACACCACCGCCACCGCGGCGAAGGAGAUAUACGGAAACCGUAGUGGCAAGAAGCUCUUCCCCCCUCAGUCCUCUCUAGGCAGCAACGAGAAGACCAUGUUCGGAGCGACUAGCUUUCUCUGGCUGGAGGACCACAAGGAGCACGCCCGCCACCGCAAGAUUGUUGGCCAGAUGUUCUCAGACGCGAGCCUCAAGUCGCAGGAGCCUCUGGUGCUUGGCUAUGCCUCUCUGAUGAUGCAGCGCUUCCGUGAGAGAGCUUCGAGGGGAGAGGUCAUCGACAUGUGGUCUUGGUUCAACUUCUAUACCUUUGACAUCAUCGGUGACCUGGUAUUCGGCGAAUCUUUUGACUGUGUGGACCAGGGCCGCUUCCACCCCUGGAUCAGCUUCAUCUUCUCCAACCUGACCAACAUGAUGUACGCGCAGAUGACCACAACUAUGGGAUACCUAGGCACCUUCAUCCAGGCGCUGGUACCCGCGCGAAUCAUGGCCCAGGCUUUCGCCCACGCCCAGUCCACCCGUGACAAGGUCGACCGGCGGCUGGCGCGCAAGGAGGUCCGGCCGGACCUGAUCAGCGGCAUCUGGCACAAGAUCGGGGCCCCCGGUGGGGUCUCGCACGAGGAGCUGUACGCGGACGCCCAGAUCAUGAUCAUGGCGGGCAGCGAGACGAGCGCCACCCUGCUCGCCGUCGCCGUGUACCACCUCCUGCGCAGCCCGGACAAGCUCGCGGCACUGCGGGAUGAGGUCCGUGGUGCCUUUGCCACCGACCAGGAGCUCACGUUCUCGGAUGUUGCUGUGCUGCCGUACCUCCGUGCUGUCAUAGAUGAAUCCUUGCGUAUCCACGCGCCGCUCCCUGCUGGGAUCAACCGUGUCGCGCCUGAGGGAGGGGCUUUCCUUCAUGAUCAGUUUGUGCCUGAGGGGACGGUGCUGCAGGUCCCCAGUUGGGCUGCUUUCCACCUUGAGGAGAACUUCACAGACCCCUGGGAGUUCGUGCCGGAGAGGUGGCUGGGUGACGAAUGCCCCGCUCGGUAUGCCGGUGACAACCGCGACGUGUUCAAUCCCUUCAGCCAGGGACCGAGAUCAUGCCUUGGGCGUUCUCUGGCGUACAUGGAGUCAAAGGUCUGUCUCGCGAGGCUGGUCCUCGGUUUUGAUAUGGAGUUGAUGCCAGAGAGUAAGGAUUGGAACAAGCAGAAGGUGUAUCUGCUAUACGAGAAAAGGCCUCUGAACGUCAAACUCACCGAAGUGACCAAACAAGAGAAGACUGUGACUGUGGAGUGA
Molecule: messenger RNA, 1545 nt
Organism: Diaporthe batatas
Lineage: Eukaryota; Fungi; Ascomycota; Sordariomycetes; Diaporthales; Diaporthaceae
Exons: 4
Coding region: 1-1545 (514 amino acids)
Molecular function (GO): heme binding; iron ion binding; oxidoreductase activity, acting on paired donors, with incorporation or reduction of molecular oxygen
Source: RefSeq, a predicted model, not a curated record